UUCAAACAUUAUUUUGGCGCUCUUUACUAUUAUUAAAAUAUAUUAUUAUGAAUCAAUAUGGUGUUGCUCACGUACGAUUUUUACAAAAAAUUAUGAGCAAAAGUUUUAUGUAUGGUUCAGAGGUUAAAGAAUAUUUUGAAAAGUGCCUAAAUGCAUCAAAUAUUGAACCACCCGACGAUUUAAAAGAGGGUCUUUUUGAAUUUAUCAAGGCUAUAAAGUUGAAUAUUAUGAAGUUAAAUUACGAUAUUGAGAGAUCUGUCUGUGAAAAGACUGGUAGAAGCUGUUAUGUAUUCUGUUGUAAGAAGGAAUCUUUCAAAGACACUAUCAAGCCAGAACUUCGUCAGUUCCUGACAGCAAUUAUCAAUCAAAUAGUGGAUAAUAAUGGCAGAUUAGGAAAUAUUGCGAUAAGUAACAUUGGUAAUUCGUUUAAUGAGUAUAAACUCUCUGCAGGAGAGUGUGAUGGACUGUGCAGAGAAUUUAUAAAAUCUGGUUGGCUUAUUGAUGACGAUAAUUGCGGAGUUGUUCUAUCCCCGAGAGCUCUUAUAGAACUAAAGGAUGAUUUGAAAGAUAGAAAUGUUCCAGAUUGUAACGGUUGUAAAACAAUCUGCGUUUUAGGAGAUAGUUGUCAACAUUGUGAGACCAAAAUGCACUUUAGAUGUGCUAAAAAAUUAUUUGGAGGAGACAAUGGUAAAUGCCCAAAUUGUUCUGCAGACUGGAUUUUUUCUUAAAUAUACCUCAUAUUUCAGUUGCAAAAACACUUGAAAAAUUAUUCUAUCAGUAAAUAAAC
Molecule: messenger RNA, 787 nt
Organism: Dimorphilus gyrociliatus
Lineage: Eukaryota; Metazoa; Annelida; Polychaeta; Dinophilidae
Source: the annotation of a GenBank genome assembly